AAUUCGCGAACAGCGCUGUGGGAGAACUGAAUCGUUGGACCGAACGAACCGAUUCGCGAACUGAUUCAAAUGUCUUGUCCGGUUAGUCAGUCAGAACAGAAGUUUGUCGGAGAGUGAUCCACCGAGCUCAGCGGUUUGGACACGAUAAGGGCUCAGCUCGCAGACAUUCCUUCGGUCUGAGGAGUUUUACAGCAGGAUGACGAGGAUCGGGUCGGAGUUUCCUCGUGAGCGUCCGUGAGAACAGAACCAAUCAUGGCCCAGAGGGUCAGUUUUGACUUUGAUCUGGUCCCUGAUUUCGAGAGUCCAGCAGAUGAGGAUGGGGUUCAUGAUUCAUUCAGUCAACUGAUCCAGGAACAGUCUCACGACCUUCAUGAUGUCAUAGAGAUGACCCCAUUUGACCUGGAGGAGGAGAGCAGAGAUGACGUGGAGUGUGAGGAGUCUCCGGUGUACCAGCGGUCUGACAGCGACGGGCCGCAGCAGACGGAUCAUCUGAUUGGAGAACGCUGGUCAUCUGACACGCUCAAGGUCCUGUCCUCCAUGCCCAGCCGCACCAUCGGUCGCAGCCGUGGCGCGAUCAUCUCUCAGUACUGUAACCGCACCAUGCAGCUGCGCAGACGCAGACAGAGCAGACCCUCCAUCCAGCACUUCCCUCGAUCCGCACGGCCCAGCAUCCGCGGAUACGGCGUGGAAACAGACACAGCCGGUUUUGAGGAAGACGAGAAUAAGAGGGAGCGUUUGGUCAAUAAUCUGCAGAAUCUGUCAGCCAGUGAUCGCGUGCGUAUGUUGAGAGCGAUGCCACUGAGUCUCUCAGAGAAGAAAGAGCUCAGGAUGUUGGUGUUGAAUAAAGCCGAACACUCGGUGUCUCAGAGUCAGAUUCCCUGCUGCAGUCAGCUCAAGUAUUACAUCAUCAUUGCGCUGAGGCACGGCUGGUACGGCUGGCUCUCGUUCCUGUCCUCGCUGCAGCUGUGGCAGACGGCUCUGAAGUGUGUCGGCGGCCGCUUCGGGACAGGGGUCCUCUCGUAUUUCGUCUUCCUCAGAACGCUCCUCUUCUUCAACGUCUUCCUGUUCCUGGUCACGGGUUUGUUGCUGGUGGUUCCUCAGGCCAUCGCUCAUCCAGAUCAUGACCAGAAUGUCACUGUCAGGAGCACAUGGGGCCUGGAGGUGCUCACGGGUGCUGGUUAUUUCUCACACUCUCUGCUGUAUUACGGAUACUAUAGUAAUAAAAUGCUACAGACGGGUCACAGCUGCUCUGCACCCAGGAAUGGGACGUCCUGUAGUUCUGGUCUGUCUUAUAACAUGCCUCUCGUUUACUUCUUCACCAUCGGCGCCGCUUUCUUCAUCACCUGCAUCAUCCUCGUCUACAGCAUGUCGAAGUCGUUCGGUCAGAGUUUCCGCAUCGAUAAAUCUAAAGGCCUGUUGACCAUAAAGGUCUUCAGCUCUUGGGACUUUAAAGUCAUCAAGAAAAGCUCAGUGAAACUGCAGCGGGCAAACAUCAGCACACAGCUGAAGGAGCUGGUGGCGGAAGUGAACCAUCAGGAGCUUAAGUUCCCUGUUCUCCAGCGGCUCUUUCGGCUCUUCAUCCACAUACUGGCAUGGAUCAUGUGUUUGGGAAGCAUGAUAGCGUGUGUGCUAGCUGUGUAUUACUUCUCUGAAUACAUGCACGGGGAUCUGCUGAAGCGCGCUGGCUCUGGUUCGUCCGAUCCGCUGCUGGAGGAGGCCAGCCUGUUGGCCGUUCCUGUCUUUGUGUCCAGCUUUAACCUGCUCCUGCCUGGAUUCUUCAACGCCGUGGCCUGGAUGGAGGAGUACGACUCUCCCAGUGUGCUCAAUUACGUCUCCAUCAGCAGGAACCUGCUGCUGAAGGUGAGUGUGCUGGGAGUGCUGUGCUAUCAUUGGCUGGGCCGCGUGGCGUCAGAUCCUCAGAGUCUGGGUUUAGAGUGCUGGGAGAGUUUCGUCGGGCAGGAGCUGUACCGCUUCCUCCUGAUGGACUUCAUCUUCACGCUGCUGGACACCUUCUUCGGAGAGUUUCUGUGGAGGGUGUUUUCUCAGAAGGCUCUGAAGAGGAAGAGGAAGCCCGUGUUUGAUAUCGCCAGGAACGUUCUGGAGCUCAUCUAUGGACAAACUCUGGCCUGGCUGGGUGUUUUGUUCUCUCCUCUGCUGCCGGCGGUUCAGAUCAUUAAACUGCUCUUUCUCUUCUACAUGAAGAAGGUCAGUCUGAAGAUGAACUGUCAGGCGUCGGGGAAGCCGUGGCGUGCCUGUCAGAUGACCACCAUCUUCAUCACGCUGCUGUGUUUCCCAGCAUUCCUGGGGGCCGCCGUGUGUGUGACCUACACCAUGUGGACGAUAAAGCCGUCAAACCGCUGCGGUCCGUUCCAGGGGCUGAGGACCAUGUUCCAGGCGGGGAAGCGCUGGUUUCAGGAGCUGGCGGCGGUGAACCCUGAUCUGCACUGGCUGCCCACGGCUCACGCUUACCUGGUGGAGAACCCGCUCUUCCUCUUCAUGUCUGCCGGCAUCUUCCUGAUCGUGAUCUACUUCCACAGUCAGGUGGUGGACGGUCAGCGGAAGAUCAUCGAGCUGCUUCAGGAACAGAUUGAGAAUGAGGGAGAGGAUAAGAAGUUCCUGAUCACACGACUGCAGGACAUCCAUGAGCGCAAACGAGGAGCAACGCCACGCCGUGUGAAAGGACCCAGCGAGGAUUCCAGUUAUUCCUGACGCUCUUCAUGAACUGAUGGAGCCACAGAAACGAGCUGAACAGCCGAUCUGAUGAAUGUGGAUCUCU
Carassius carassius (crucian carp) is the source of this 2776-nucleotide messenger RNA. RefSeq names its product transmembrane channel-like 6b (gene tmc6b). The transcript has 21 exons. Gene Ontology annotation, cellular component: plasma membrane. Gene Ontology annotation, molecular function: mechanosensitive monoatomic ion channel activity. Bases 253 to 2709 code for a protein of 818 amino acids. Lineage: Eukaryota; Metazoa; Chordata; Actinopteri; Cypriniformes; Cyprinidae. The record is from RefSeq and is a predicted model, not a curated record.